Panonychus citri (citrus red mite) is the source of this 1449-nucleotide messenger RNA. RefSeq lists its product as uncharacterized. The coding region runs from base 131 to 913 and encodes 260 amino acids. The transcript is spliced from 2 exons. The record is from RefSeq and is a predicted model, not a curated record. Gene Ontology annotation, molecular function: protein binding. NCBI's taxonomy places the organism in Eukaryota, Metazoa, Arthropoda, Arachnida, Trombidiformes, Tetranychidae.
GUUUACAAACAAUUUGUUGUCAAAAAAAAAGUCUAAUUGAAAUUGUUAAUUUUCCUUCAUUUGUCUAAUUGUUGUUGUCAUUUUUUUCUUUUAUUCUAAUUGAUUUGUGUGUGCUACUGGUUCUUUAAUUAUGGAUUCAGAGGAAUUUUUUUCUCACUCCUUGGACAGUUUACUUAAUCGUCAUGGAUUUGAGAAAGUGUCUAUUGACAUUUACCCAAACCGAUUCAUUGCUUGUUACAAUUAUAUUCAUCGUGACCGAUUGGGUAAUCAAAUGGCUUCUUCAUUGAUUGAAAUAAUUGGUGUCUCUGUUGGUGAAUUAUUGGCUUGCUAUGGUAAUAUUCUUAAAUCUCAUUUCGAUACACCAAUUGAACCAAUUCGGAUCAAGUUAAGGAUGAGAGGAAGUUUGGAUAAGAUUCUCAAUCAAUUUGAACAUCAUUUCAUUUACCGAUUAAAAGACGCUCUUUCCCUUCGGAUAACUGACCUGCCCGUUGAUGUUUUGUAUCAUCUCUUGGAAUAUCUGAGUGUUCAGGACAUCAUGAAUUUGCUAAAAGUCAAUCAAUCAUGGCAUCGGCUUCUUGACGAUGAAUACAUAUGGAGGAAAAUGUAUCAAUCUACUUAUGGUGAAUAUCCCGAAGUGGAGGAGUAUCGAAGCGAUGGAACCGCGAUCUGUAACUGGAAGAAUUUGGUUCUCUCUGAAUACAUUAAACGAAAAAAAAUGGACGCCGAACUAAAAUUCACCCAAGAAUUGGCUCGAAGAAGUUUACCCGCACCAACCAUGUUCCUCGCCCUACCACCAGCCCCGAACAUUCACCCACCCGCCCUGGGCUAUCACGCAAUUCCCCUUCCAGGCCCAAUAGGUCCUCCCGUUCUUUGGACUCCUCGUAUUCGAAGGCCAAUGUGGCAUGACAAUUAAUCUAUUGAUUAACCGAUCAACUUAAUCAAACUCUAAUCUUAUCAACCAUCAUGACAAUUUAUUUAUUCAUCAUUCGCAUCAACAACAACAACAAAAACACUCCUAACCUUUUGUUUUCAUCCCCGUUCAUCAUCAAAUCAACUCACCCGAUAUUUGACCUAACUGAUUGAUUCCUUCAAACUCAACAUUCAAUCAAUUCGUUAACUUUAAAUUUCAAUUGAUCAAAAUCUAUCGUUAAUUGGAUCAACAACAACAUCACCAUUAGCAGUAUCAAUUUAUAGUCUAUAAGCAAUAUUUAUCCAUGUUAAAUAAUCAAUCAAUUAUUUAAAUGAUUAUUAUUAUUAUUUUUAUGCUUUUGGUAAAUUUUUCCCUUUAAACAAUAGUAAUUAAUUUCGCGACAAUUAAUAUGUAACUUUUCAAUUUAGUUUGUAAUUGUUUUGUUUUGUUUUCCAAUCAAACUUUUUCUUCAUUUGUAAAAUUUAUUAAUAAUCUAUUGAAACAUUUUCGUUGAGACAAUUAAAUGUAAGUAAUAAAAA